Messenger RNA from Gasterosteus aculeatus aculeatus (three-spined stickleback), 2543 nucleotides. RefSeq names its product mgat4 family member C (gene mgat4c). NCBI's taxonomy places the organism in Eukaryota, Metazoa, Chordata, Actinopteri, Perciformes, Gasterosteidae. The record is from RefSeq and is a predicted model, not a curated record. Gene Ontology annotation, biological process: protein N-linked glycosylation. Gene Ontology annotation, molecular function: acetylglucosaminyltransferase activity.
GCAUCAACAGUCGCGGGGCGCAGUCUUCGGGGACGUGUCAGCGAGCCUUCGAGCGGACACAAAUGUCCCUCAUAGCGUCCUCAAAGUUUGUGUCCGUGAGAGGCGACGACGCAGAGGAAAUCUAACCGCGGGAGAGGACGCGGAGCAGCGGGAAACACGCCGCGCAUCCGCCGCGGACACCUCGGAGCCGGUGUCCGGAUAUCAACUCGACCGAGGGACAGCGGACCGCUUCUUCACGUGUGUCCCCCCCGACCGCCCUGCAGUGUGGAGCUGACAUACUGCAGUGAGCCUCGACGUUCGAAGCCAGAGUCCCGGCCGGUUUCAAUGGCAUUCAGCCAGAUACAUUAUUAAUGUCAAGCCUAUAAGACCCCUGCCACUUUGAUGUGUGAGCACACCCACCAUUAAUGGCCCAUAGGAUGCGCACGUAAGGAAGUACAGCUGAGGUGUUCAUGUAUCCCGUUCAGGUCAACCGUCAGACUUCCUCCCACAAACACUUCUGACUCAUACGAGAUCCCACAGAGGACGACAUGAGGCUGGUGUGGAAAUCCCUGGACAAAAUGAGGUGUCUGAGGAAGCGCUCCACUAUUCCCUUUCUCGGCUUCCUCAUCACCUUCCUUCUCUUCCUCAACCUCUACAUCGAGGAUGGCUUCGUGCUGGAAGGAGAUAAGAGGCAGCUCAGGGAAACGUCGGUCUGCCCUUCGAGUGCAGCGCGAUACGUUCACACAUUCAGAGACCUGAGCAAUGCCUCCGGAGCCAUUAAUGUCACGUAUCGUUACCUCGCCGGUGCCCCACUGAACCGCAAGAAGUAUCUCACCAUCGGACUGUCAUCAGUCAAAAGAAAAAGAGGGAACUACCUGCUGGAGACCAUCAAGUCCAUCUUCGAUCAGUCCAGCUACGAGGAGCUCAAAGAGAUCGUGGUCGUGGUCCACCUGGCCGACUUCGACCUGGUCUGGUGUGAGAACCUGGUGCAGGAAAUCAGCAGGAAGUUUGCUCACCACAUCAUAGCCGGACGCCUCCUGGUGAUCCAGGCCCCGGAGGAGUUCUACCCGUCUCUGGACGGGCUGAAGAGGAACUACAACGACCCGGAGGACCGCGUCCGUUUCCGCUCCAAGCAGAACGCCGACUACGCCUUCCUGCUCAACUUCUGCACCAACCUCUCCGACUUCUACAUGAUGUUGGAGGACGACGUCCGCUGCUCCAGGAACUUCCUGACGGCGCUGAAGAAGGUGAUCACCUCCAGGGAAGGCUCCUACUGGGUGAUGCUGGAGUUCUCCAAGCUGGGCUACAUCGGGAAGCUGUACCACUCCAGGGACCUGCCCCGCCUGGCCCACUUCCUCCUCAUGUUCUACCAGGAGAUGCCCUGCGACUGGCUCCUCAUCCACUUCAGGGGUCUGCUGGCCCAGAAGGACGUGAUCCGCUUCAAGCCCUCGCUGUUCCAGCACAUGGGCUACUACUCCUCCUACAAAGGGGCCGAGAACAAGCUGAAGGACGACGACUUUGAGGAGGACGCCGUAGACAUUCCCGACAACCCCCCCGCCAGCAUGUACACCAACAUCAACGUCUUUGAGAACUACGACGCCACCAAGGCCUACAGCACCGUGGACGAGUACUUCUGGGGGAAGCCUCCUUCCACGGGAGACUUCUUCCUCAUAAUCUUCAACAAGUCAACCAAAAUCAGUAAAAUUAAGAUUGCUACUGGUUCUGACGACAGGCAGAAUGACAUUCUUCACCACGGCGCCCUGGAGGUCGGAGAGAAACUAGUCGGCACUAAAAAAGGGAAACAGUGUUCCUCUUUUAUCACAUUGGGGGAGUUUAAGAACGGCAACAUUGAGGUGCAAGACGUAGACCACAAAAUCUCCUUUGACAUUGAGUGUGUUCGCAUUGUGGUGACAGCCGGUCAGAAAGAGUGGCUCAUCAUAAGAAGUAUAAGUUUAUGGACUACGCAACCCCCCAUCCAAUGAGGUCCACCCACAAGAGACGCCUGCAAGGUUUCCAUUAGUAUUAUUUAACAAUGUAUGUGUUUACAGGUUUAUUUAUUAAUUUUAUAUGUAUUUAUUGAUACUCAUUUGAUUGAUGAAUCAAUCUAUAGUUUUGUUUUUUAUACCUGAGGGAUACAAUGCUAUCAUAUAUAAGGAUAUAUAUAUAGUGGUAUUGUUUUACAACAUUGGCUUGGGUUGGUUUGGGUCUGUAUAAGUUCUAGGAAAAGAUCAAACGCAGUGAUGAGUUGAUCCCACAAACAGGUGUUUGCGUGUCUCCAAAGGCUGGUAAGUCUUAUUCUUUCGUGCCAUAGAACUCGGUUGGUUGAAAUGCUUCUUCAUCAGAAUAAACUUGGGCUUUUCCGUACAUUUUGAGUGAGCCCUUCAUACAGGGUCUGUAAAUACUCACUGGUGCACCACUACAACACCAAUGUGUAUUAAUACACAGGUAAAAAUAGCCUUAAGAUUUGGGAUUUAUGUUUUAGAGGAAAUAAAUGGACUUUGGCUGAGAUCCACAGACAUGAGAUCAAAAAACUACUUGAGAGGGAAUAAACCAUUUUAAGUCUU